Morchella importuna is the source of this 1482-nucleotide messenger RNA. RefSeq lists its product as uncharacterized. Gene Ontology annotation, biological process: DNA replication, synthesis of primer. The record is from RefSeq and is a predicted model, not a curated record. Lineage: Eukaryota; Fungi; Ascomycota; Pezizomycetes; Pezizales; Morchellaceae. The transcript is spliced from 2 exons. Bases 1 to 1482 code for a protein of 493 amino acids. Gene Ontology annotation, cellular component: alpha DNA polymerase:primase complex.
AUGUUUCAACAGAAAAGACGCCCUAUAGACUCAAAGAAGAAUUUCGGUAAAACUGCGGAUUUCGGCCAAACCACAUACCCCCACCGUCUCAACUUUUACAAUCUCCCUCCCACCGCAGAGGUAACACUGGAACAAUUUGAACAAUGGGCAAUCGAUCGCCUGCGAAUCCUCGGCGAAAUCGAAUCCUGUCUUUACCGCAAUAAAACCCCGGCCGAGCUCUCUGCAACCAUCACCCCUUUGCUAGACCAAUACCUCCCACUUAGCGCAAACACUGCAAAGGCGCGGGGGGAAGAAGAAGAGCGUCGGAAAGACCAUUAUUCGCAUUUUAUCCUUCGUCUUGCGUUUGCGCGGAGUGAAGAAUUGAGGAAUAGAUUUACUAGGGCUGAGACUGUACUAUUCAAGCUCCGCUUUACGACCGAUGACCCCCGAGAAAGGUCUGCAUUUGUUUCUAGCCUGGGUUUUGAUUGGGAAACAGUUGGCGACGAUGAGAAGCGAGCAUUGCGGGAGAGUUUGAUUGCUGCAACGGGAAUGAAGUCAAUAGAUGGAGAAUCGUUCUUCAAAGUCGACUGGGAGAAAGUUAGCGACCUUGUAGAGCAGCGCCGAGUUUUGCUCAGAGCUGGAAAAGCAUAUGUGCCUGUGUCGCAGCAGAUAUCACUCGUACUAGCAGAGUUUACUCAGGGUCUCGAGAAUGCCCUUAAACGCACGGCCCAGGCCCUCCCCCGCCUUGAUGAGGACGACCGGCUUAUCCCAAUUCUUAAUCACCUUUCGUUGGGGUUCACAACAUCCGAAUAUACCAACUCCAACACAACUACACUCAAUGGGGCCACGAUAACCGCCGGUUCCAUCGACGGUCUAGUGCAGUACAUGCCGCUGUGCAUGCGUCACCUCCACACUACCCUUCGCCGUGACAAACAUCUCAAGCACUUCGGCCGGUACCAAUACAAUCUCUUUCUCAAGGGAAUUGGUCUAUCUGUUGAAGAAUCACUCAUUUUCUGGCGCCAGAGUUUCUCAUUGAUGACAGACGAUCAAUUCACAAAGGAGUACCGCUACAAUAUCCGCCACGCCUAUGGCCUCCAGGGAACGGGACGAAAUUACAAGCCUUUAUCCUGCCAGCAGAUCCUCACAGAGCGUGCACCAACUGCGGGCCAAGCCCAUGGGUGCCCAUACCGCCACUUCAGCGUUGAUAACCUUAUUGCCAGCUUGAACGCAGCUGGUAUACAUGAUCGUGACUUACUCAAGGGAGUGAAGACCGACGUGGAGGCAACAAAGUUCCACAUAGCGUGCAACCGGGUGUUUGAGCAUGCACACGCACGAGAGCUUAAGAAAGAGAGCGAGACCGGGAGCGCCAGGUUUAAAGAAACCAUUAUCCAUCCCAACGAGUACUUUACAAGGAGUUUCAUGUUGAGGAAUCCGGACUCAGCGGCGGUGGAGGGGAUGGGAAACCAUCAAGCGGUUGACACUGGCGUAGAUCCGAUGUUAUAA